Messenger RNA from Ilyonectria robusta, 2470 nucleotides. RefSeq names its product fungal-specific transcription factor domain-containing protein. Gene Ontology annotation, molecular function: DNA-binding transcription factor activity, RNA polymerase II-specific; zinc ion binding; RNA polymerase II cis-regulatory region sequence-specific DNA binding. The transcript has 9 exons. Gene Ontology annotation, biological process: DNA-templated transcription; positive regulation of transcription from RNA polymerase II promoter by galactose. NCBI's taxonomy places the organism in Eukaryota, Fungi, Ascomycota, Sordariomycetes, Hypocreales, Nectriaceae. Bases 111 to 2366 code for a protein of 751 amino acids. Gene Ontology annotation, cellular component: nucleus. The record is from RefSeq and is a predicted model, not a curated record.
CGACUCCCGGACCCGUUCCUCUACCGUCUGCCCACUUUUCUUAUCAUCCUGAUCCUGAUACCCUGGCCAAUUCCGUCUUCCGUCCCACAGGCCGAGGUCGACGGAGUGCAAUGGGCCACGAUGAUGAUUUGUCCAUCGCGGGCACUAACCACACUUCCAAUGGCGAGAGCGUGGAAGAUCAGGACCCAGCUCCAGCCCCAAAACGCCGCCGAGUUGGCUUGGCUUGUUCCGCAUGCCGGAUACGCAAAUCUCGCUGCAAUGGUGUACGACCAAGGUGCGAACCUUGUGAGCGGCUAGGCUUCGAAUGCAUAUACGAACUCCCCGACACAUCUGCCAAUCUAUUGGUCCCAAGAGACCUCUUCACCGCUCUGGAGGAGAAGGUCAGGAUCCUCGAGGUGACCGUUAAGCAUCAAGGCCAACGUUUAACAGAGGUUGAAGCGUGCCGUCCCAACGGGGCUGAUCCUGGAAGACCAGCCACACAAUUACCCAUCCUUCCCAGUAAUGUUGUUGUCAAUGUCGAGGGUAUACAAGAUCAGACAACGGAUCAGAGCAUGACGGAUGGGAUGGCUCUGUCAUUUGUUGACGAUCAAGACUGUGGGUUCUUUGGGCCGUCAUCGAACAUUGCUUUCAUGCGCCAAAUCUUCCGCGCCAUGGCCAAGCAAAGCGCAGCAGCUGGUGAUUCUGUUUCCCCGUCGUCAUCCAACGGCAUCGGCUUGUACCAAACAGGCAUGAUCAAUGUCUCUCGUCCACUCUCGUCCUCUUCUGCAAAAGGCCGCGCGGGGGAGACGUCGAGUGCGGUUGAGACGAACGUGCUACCUCCUGAUCAUGAAACACGAAAGCUUAUACACUCAUACUUCUCAAACACCGGUCUUCUCUUUCCUUUCAUCCACCAAGAAAGUUUCUUGGAGACGUAUGAACACAUGAGGCAACAAAACUUCCGAAUCAACGUACGUCGAACAUGGCUGGGGCUGCUGAACAUGAUACUCGCUAUGGCUAUAUGCACAGGUUGGGCAGAAGAUGGUACAGAGUAUCAGAAUGAGCAAUCGGAUGUUUAUUACCGUCGCGCAACAGAACUCUGCAAGACUCAGAUGCUCAGGGGCACUACUCUUGAAACUGUGCAAUACCUCUUGCUCAUGAGCCAGUACCUGCAAAGCACACAGAAAUCUGUGCAAACAUGGACUACUCACGGUCUAGCAGUUAAAGCUGCUUUGUCAAUUGGCCUCCAUUCGAGAGACGCCAUGUCUAAAUUUCCGCCAAUAGAGCAGGAAAUGAGAAAGAGAACGUGGUUUGGAUGUGUUUUGUUGGAUAGGAGCUUAAGUAUGACUUUCGGCCGUCCAGGAGCAAUUCCUGAAGACUACGUCAAAUUGGACCUUCCUAUACCGCUCCUCCCAUGCGAUGGGGUGAUCACAACUCACAACGACACGAGCAUUGCCUUCUUCAAUGCCACAAUCCUUUUGUACAGAGUUAUGUGGAAGGUUAUCGCUACUCUUUACGGUCACAAUUUAGGCUGUGAUGAUCCUCCAUCUGAGACAUUGAUGAUAACACAGAUAUUUAAUUUGGAGCAGGAACUGAGUGACUGGCAUAAUUCUUUGCCGUCACCACUGUUCCUACGAUCCUCAACAAACCUACCUGAGGAAUGUCUAUUGGAGGACCGACCGAUGGAACGGUUCAGAUUAAUUCUGUCGUUGAGAUAUCUAAGUGUGCAGCUUCUACUUCACCGACCCAUGCUCACGAACUCGCUUGGCGGAUGCGCGAGAUAUCCGACUUCAUUGCGCCGCAAUCAGCGGUCCGUUAACCAAAUGCAGACAAACUUCAAUCGGACGUGUGUGAGGGCUGCGGAGGAUAUUAUUGAGAUUAUUCAUACCAUCCUCACCAAGCCAGGCCUCGGGCGGCACUUGUUUGGAGCCUGGUGGUUCACGUUAUACUACACCUUCAAUGCUGCAUUGGUAAUCUUCGGCAGUCUUUUGGUUCCCAUGGAAGAUAUUGUCAACGAUCCAAUCGACGUCAACCGCUUGGAUCGAGUACGACAGUUCCUCGAAAAGGCGGCCGAUGCCCUUGUGCAACUUGGAACACAGAAUGGCAUUCUGAGUCGAUGCGUCGACUACAUAAAACGGCUAUCAGCGCUUGUCGAAAACUGGGGAACCUCGCACUCUCCUCGAACGCUAGAAUUGCCUAGUUCUGGUAUUCAGUUUACCCCUCAAUAUAAUUCGGUGGAUGUUCCUCAUGAAAAUAUGGAUAUUCAACCAGAGUUGUUGAUGGGAAUGCCGAUGCAAGAAGGAACGAUUACUAGCUUUCAGGAUGAACUUGAACUGGGCACUUUUUUCUCGAAUGAGAUUCAGCAAUGGUUCAAACGAUUUCCAAUCUAAGCACUUAGUAAUACAAGCAAUGGAUGAUGGUAAACCCAGAUUUAAAGCAGAGUGGAAGUAACAUAACUCCCCUCUCCCGAGGAUUUUCUCAGUAGCAAUAAGCU